Messenger RNA from Aspergillus oryzae RIB40, 993 nucleotides. RefSeq names its product succinate--CoA ligase (GDP-forming) subunit alpha. Gene Ontology annotation, molecular function: succinate-CoA ligase (ADP-forming) activity; succinate-CoA ligase (GDP-forming) activity. Gene Ontology annotation, biological process: tricarboxylic acid cycle. The transcript is spliced from 7 exons. Gene Ontology annotation, cellular component: succinate-CoA ligase complex (ADP-forming); mitochondrion. Bases 1 to 993 code for a protein of 330 amino acids. Lineage: Eukaryota; Fungi; Ascomycota; Eurotiomycetes; Eurotiales; Aspergillaceae. The record is from RefSeq and is a predicted model, not a curated record.
AUGCAGGCCUUCCGCCGUAGCACUGCCUCUGCCCUUAGGAAUGCUGCCGCUGUGCAGCAACGGGGAUAUGCCAAUGCCCCGGCCUACGCUGAGACCAUUAACAACCUUCGCAUAAAUGCGGAUACCAAGGUUAUUUUCCAGGGCUUCACUGGCAAGCAGGGAACUUUCCACGCUGAGCAAGCCAUUGCCUACGGCACCAAGGUCGUUGGUGGUACCAACCCCAAGAAGGCCGGCUCGACACACCUUGACAGACCCGUUUUCGCAAAUGUGCGCGACGCCGUGAAGGAGACCGGAGCUACUGCUUCUGCUAUCUUCGUCCCCCCUCCCCUCGCUGCUAAGGGUAUUGAAGAAGCAAUUGAAGCCGAAGUUCCUUUGGCUGUUUGUAUCACUGAAGGAAUUCCUCAGCAUGAUAUGGUUCGUAUCACCGAUAUCUUGAAGACGCAGAACAAGACUCGUCUAGUCGGACCCAACUGCCCCGGUAUCAUUGCUCCCGGCCAAUGCAAGAUUGGUAUCAUGCCUGGGUUCAUCCACAAGCGUGGCCGUGUCGGUAUUGUUUCCCGUUCCGGUACCCUGACCUACGAGGCCGUCAACCAGACCACUCAGGCUGGACUCGGUCAGUCCCUCGUCGUUGGUAUCGGUGGCGAUCCUUUCUCCGGCACCAACUUCAUUGACUGCUUGAAGAUCUUCCUUGAGGACGAGGAGACUGAUGGUAUCAUCAUGAUCGGUGAGAUCGGUGGUAGCGCUGAGGAGGAUGCUGCCGAGUUCCUCAAGGCCAACAACAAGCACAACAAGCCCGCAGUUGGAUUCAUUGCCGGUAUCAGCGCUCCCCCAGGCCGUCGCAUGGGUCACGCUGGUGCCAUCGUUAGCGGCGGCAAAGGCGGUGCUGAUUCGAAGAUCUCUGCUCUUGAAGCUGCCGGUGUCAUUGUUGAGAGGAGCCCCGCUUCCCUUGGCAAGGCUCUGCUCAACGAGUUCGUGAAGCGGGAUCUGGUUUAA